Pseudophryne corroboree (corroboree frog) is the source of this 4125-nucleotide messenger RNA. RefSeq names its product transmembrane protein 269 (gene TMEM269). Gene Ontology annotation, molecular function: phosphotransferase activity, for other substituted phosphate groups. Gene Ontology annotation, cellular component: membrane. NCBI's taxonomy places the organism in Eukaryota, Metazoa, Chordata, Amphibia, Anura, Myobatrachidae. The transcript is spliced from 7 exons. The coding region runs from base 3124 to 3861 and encodes 245 amino acids. Gene Ontology annotation, biological process: phospholipid biosynthetic process. The record is from RefSeq and is a predicted model, not a curated record.
UGUAGUUCAACAACAGCUGGAGGUCCGAAAGUUCCCCAUCCCUGCUGUAGAUUAUUACAUUACUGACUUCUCCAGUGAUCUGCAGAACAUUGCUCUGUCCUAUCUACCCCCUGACAGGUACAUAGUGAUAUAUCCUGCAGAUUAUUACAUUACUGACCUCUCUAGUGAUCUGCAGAACAUUGCUCUGUCCCAUGUACCCCCUGACAGGUACAUAGUGAUAUACUCUGCAGAUGAUUACAUUACUGACCUCUCUAGUGAUCUGCAGAGCAUUGCUCUGUCCCAUCUUCCCCCUGACAGCUACAUAUUGAUAUACCCUGCAGAUUAUUACAUUACUGACCUCUAUAGUGAUCUGCAGAACAUUGCUCUGUCCCAUCUUCACCCCCUGACAGGUACAUAGUGAUACAUUCUGGAGAUUACUACAUUACUCCCCUCGCUCAGUGCCGUUUCUUGUGGCGGGCCAGCCAUGCCGUCGCACGAGGGGCACGCCGCGGCACUUUGAGAUGCUCUGGGUGCUCCCUCUCCUCCCUGUCAUUAGUACUCCACUUGGGAGGUGGAGUUUUGAGAAAUGACGCGUUUGCUUCAUGACGUCACAAUGCAAUGCGUCAUUUCUCGAAACUCCGCCCCCCGAGCGGAAUACUAAUGACAGGGAGAAGGGGGAGCUGAGCGCCGAGGGCUGCCAUGCGGGAGCCGCGGGCUGGCGGGCUGCUUUGGGCCUUUUUACAGGUGCUGUACACAGCCCUGACAACGAGCACUACACACCCCUGGCAACUAGUAUUACACACCCCUGACAUUACACACCCCUGGUAACUAGUAUUACACACCCCUGGUAACUAGUAUUACACACCCCUGGCAUUACACACCCCUGGUAACUAGUAUUACACACCCCUGGCAUUACACACCCCUGGUAACUAGUAUUACACACCCCUGGCAACUAGUAUUACACACCCCUGGUAACUAGUAUUACACACCCCUGGCAACUAGUAUUACACACCCCUGGCAUUACACACCCCUGACAACUAGUAUUACACACCCCUGGCACUACACACCCCUGGACACUAGUAUUACACACCCCUGGCAUUACACACCCCUGGCAUUACGCACCCCUGGUAAAUAGUAUUACACACCCCUGGUAACUAGUAUUACACACCCCUGGCAUUACACACCCCUGGUAACUAGUAUUACACACCCCUGGCAACUAGUAUUACACACCCCUGGUAACUAGUAUUACACACCCCUGGCAACUAGUAUUACACACCCCUGGCAUUACACACCGCUGACAACUAGUAUUACACACCCCUGGCACUACACACCUGGAAACUAGUAUUACACACCCCUGGCAUUACACACCCCUGGCAUUACGCACCCUUGGUAAAUAGUAUUACACACCCCUGGUAACUAGUAUUACACACCCCUGGCAUUACACACCCCUGACAACUAGUAUUACACACCCCUGGCAUUACACACCCCUGGAAACUAGUAUUACACACCCCUGGCAUUACACACCCCUGGCAACUAGUAUUACACACCCCUGGCAUUACACACCCCUGGCAACUAGUAUUACACACCCCUGGCAACUAGUAUUACACACCCCUGGCGACUAGUAUUACACACCCCUGGCAGCUAGCACACACUAGUGGCAUUACACACCCCUGAGCCCUGACAAUGAGCAUUACCCCUGGCAAUGAGCACUACAUGCCCCUGAGCCCUGACAAUGAGCAUUACCCCUGGCAACGAGCCCUACAAGCCCCUGAGCCAUGACAAUGAGCAUUACCCCUGGCAACGAGCACUACACGCCCCUGAGCCCUGACAAUGAGCAUUACCCCUGGCAAUGAGCCCUACACGCCCCUGAGCCCUGAGAGUGAGCAUUACCCCUGGCAACGAGCCCUACAAGCCCUUGAGCCCUGACAAUGAGCAUUACCCCUGGCAACGAGCACUACACGCCCCUGAGCCCUGACAAUGAGCAUUACCCCUGGCAACGAGCACUACACGCCCCUGAGCCCUGAGAGUGAGCAUUACCCCUGGCAACGAGCCCUACAAGCCCCUGAGCCCUGACAAUGAGCAUUACCCCUGGCAACGAGCCCUACACGCCCCUGAGCCCUGACAAUGAGCAUUACCCCUGGCAACGAGCACUACACGCCCCUGAGCCCUGAAAGUGAGCAUUACCCCUGGCAACGAGCACUACACGCCCCUGAGCCCUGACAGUGAGCAUUACCCCUGGCAACGAGCCCUGCACACCCCUGAGCCCUGACAAUGAGCAUUACCCCUGGCAACGAGCACUACACGCCCCUGAGCCCUGACAAUGAGCAUUACCCCUGGCAACGAGCACUACACGCCCCUGAGCCCUGACAAUGAGCAUUACCCCUGGCAACGAGCACUACAUACCCCUGAGCCCUGAGAGUGAGCAUUACCCCUGGCAACGAGCACUACACGCCCCUGAGCCCUGACAAUGAGCAUUACCCCUGGCAAUGAGCCCUGCACACCCCUGAGCCCUGACAAUGAGCAUUACCCCUGGCAACGAGCACUACACGCCCCUGAGCCCUGACAAUGACCAUUAUCCCUGGCAACGAGCACUACACACCCCUGAGCCCUGACAAUGAACAUUACCCCUGGCAACGAGCCCUGCACACCCCUGAGCCCUGACAAUGAGCAUUACCCCUGGCAACAAGCACUACACGCCCCUGAGCCCUGAGAGUGAGCAUUACCCCUGGCAACGAGCACUACAUGCCCCUGAGCCCUGACAGUGAGCAUUACCCCUGGCAACGAGCCCUACACGCCCCUGAGCCCUGACAAUGAGCAUUACCCCUGGCAACGAGCACUACACGCCCCUGAGCCCUGACAGUGAGCAUUACCCCUGGCAAUGAGCCCUACACGCCCCUGAGCCCUGACAGUGAGCAUUACCCCUGGCAACGAGCACUACACGCCCCUGAGCCCUGACAAUGAGCAUUACCCCUGUCAACGAGCACUACACACCCCUGGCAACAAUCAUGACACCUGUCUCAGAGCAUGAAACCCCUGGCAACGAGCAUGGAUCCCAGAGCAUGAAACCCCUGGCAACGAGCAUGACACCCAGCGUGUGAAACCCCUGGCAACGAGCAGAAAGGACACGUAUUCUGCUAUUCCGGGAUGUUAAUGCAAGUUCCCCCGUCUGCCUGGGCACCAGGGCUUGUCACUCAUGCCAGGAAGGCGAUCCACCAUGGCCGCCCGUCCCACUGCCAAACGCUGGAGUUUGCCCGAACAAACGCUGCCAAUUUCCUGUCCCUGGGCAAUCUACUGAUGGGUCUGGCCUCCAUACUCUGCAUUCUAAACGGAUCUCGGCAGUCGGCCUGCUGGCUUCUCCUCAUUGGAUUCAUGUUGGACCUGGCUGACGGAGCAGUGGCGCGACGACUCAACGCGUGCUCAGCUUUGGGUGCAAAGCUGGAUGACUUUGCUGAUUUCACGUCAUUUGGUCUGGCCACAGCAUUACUGCUGCACACGAGUGGCCUGCUGGAUGGCCUCCUGGUGAUGGUCUACGUUCUGGCUGUUUUCACGCGCCUUUGUUUCUACUCAAGUGGAAUUCCUUUCAUGUACCAAGGGCUGCCCUGCCCAUACGCCUCCGCCAUCCUGGCCUGCGCCUCCCUGCUAACCGGCAGCCACCUCGUGAUCUUGCGCACUAUAGCCGUCAUAAUGAUUCUCUUCAUGAUCGACAAGGGAUUCUACCCUCAUGACAAGAUCUUGGAGUCCCAGCUAUGGAAAAAGAUGGUCUUCGCAGGGGGUGUGUUGAUGAUGCUCUGCUGCUUUUCACCCCUGGCGUGUUUAUACCACUUGGUAUGGUCCAUCUCCUACAUUCUCUUUCCGGAGGCGUUGUGGAACUUCAAAGUGUGACCUCCUAGAGAUAACAGAAUGCUCGCCAAUGGCUAUGUGUGAGGGAGGACAGCGCGGUGUGAGUGAGAGAGGACAGCAUUGUGUGAAUGAGAGAGGACAGCGCUGUGUGAGUGAGGGGGGACAGCGCGGUGUGAGUGAGGAGGGACAGCGUGGUGUGAGUGAGGGUGGACAGCGCGGUGUGAGUGAGGGAGGACAGCGCGGUGUGAAAGUGAGAGGACAACAUUGUGUGAGGGGGGACAGCGCGGUGUGAGUGAGGGGGGACAG